CGCAGGCCCGCCCCGCCCCCGAACAUGGACAGACCGCUCCUCUGCCUGCUAGUCCUCGCCGCGUCCGUCCGGGCCAUGAUCUGUCCCAAGCGCUGUAUGUGCCAGAGCCUGUCUCCGUCGGUGACCGUCCUGUGCACCAAGACGGGCCUCCUUUUCGUGCCGCCCUCCCUGGACCGGCGCACGGCCGAGCUGCGCCUCAUGGAUAACUUCAUCACCGUCCUCCGCCGUCGCGACUUCGCCAACAUGACCAGCCUGCUGCACCUGACCCUGUCGCGCAACACCAUCAGCCAGAUCCUGCCGGGGGCCUUCGCCGACCUGCGCGGCCUGCGCGCCCUGCACCUGGACAGCAACCGGCUGACGGCCAUCGGGGACCAGCAGCUCCGCGGCCUGCCCAACCUGCGCCACCUGAUCCUCAGCAACAACCAGAUCAGCUCCAUCGCCCCGGGCGCCCUGGACGACUUCGUGGAGACCCUGGAGGACCUGGACCUGUCCUACAACAACCUGGAGGGGCUGCCCUGGGCCGCCGUGGGCCGCCUGGCCAACGUCAACACCGUCAGCCUGGACCACAACCUCAUCGCCCACGUGCCCCCCGGCGCCUUCGCCAACCUGCACAAGCUGGCGCGGCUGGACAUGACGUCCAACCGGCUGAAGACCAUCCCGCCGGACCCGCUGUUCCUGCGCAUCCCCGUGUACGCCAAGUCGCGGGGCUCCCCGCUGUCCUCCCUGGUGCUGGGCUUCGGGGGCAACCCCCUGCACUGCAACUGCGAGCUGCUCUGGCUGCGCCGCCUGACCCGCGAGGAUGACCUGGAGACCUGCGCCUCGCCCCCCGAGCUCAGCGGCAAAUACUUCUGGUCCAUCCGCGAGGAGGAGUUCGUCUGCGAGCCCCCCAUGAUCACUCACCGGACCCCGCGGCUGGCGGUGGCCGAGGGCCAGGCCGCGACGCUCAAGUGCAAGGCCGUGGGCGACCCGGACCCCUACGUGCGCUGGGUCUCGCCCGAGGGCAAGCUGGUCACCAACUCCUCCCGGACCGUCUCCUACUCCAACGGCACCCUGGACCUCCGCGGGGCGGGCGCCGCAGACCGGGGCACCUUCACCUGCAUCGCCUCCAACGCGGCCGGGGAGGCCACGGCCCCCGUCGAGCUGGUGGUCAACCCCGCGGCCCAGCUGGCCAACAGCACCAGCUGCGAGCGGGACGCCGAGCCGGGCGCCUCGGACAUCCUCACCCCGGCCAGGUCCGGCUUCGUCAACGACAGCGGGGCCCCGCCCGAGCGCCGGGUCCGGGUGGACCAGCUCACCUCGUCCUCCGCCCUGAUCCAGUGGCCCGCCCCGCGACCCCUCCCCGCCGGCAUCCGCAUGUAUCAGAUCCAGUACAACAGCUCGGCCGACGACAUCCUCGUCUACAGGAUGAUCCCGUCCAGCAGCCGUUCCUUCUUCCUGGGCGACCUGGCGGCGGGGCGGGACUACGACCUAUGCGUGCUGGCCGUGUACGACGACGGCGUGACGGCCCUCACGGCCACGCGCGUGGUGGGCUGCGUCCAGUUCACCACGGCCCCCGAGUACAAGCAGUGCCGCUCGCUCCACGCCCAGUUCCUGGGCGGCACCAUGAUCAUCGUCAUCGGUGGCAUCAUCGUGGCCUCCGUCCUCGUCUUCAUCUUCAUCCUGCUGGUCAAGUACAAGGUCUACGCGGGUGGCCAGGCCCCCAAGGCCAAAGCCAAGGCCAAAGUCAUCCACGUCUGCUCCCAGACCAACGGGGGCCAGGCCGGGCCCACCCCCGGCCAGACCGUGGUCCACCUGGACAGUGACCCCCGCGGGGGGGCUCUGGGGGCGGGACCCCAGCCCCCCCACGAACCUGGGGACCAAUAGCAGAAGGGGGGGUUGGGGCCGCUCCCCUCCACUUCCUCCCGACGCCCCUCGAGUGUCCCAGAGCGGGGUCCCCGGGCCCCCCAGGGACGCUCCUCUGUGGAUCCGUCGGACUCUCCCACUUCGGACCCCCAGUCUCUCCGCUCCAGGGGCCGGGAGUCGCCCACUGGAAUGGGGUGGGUCACACCCUGGACCUCUUGGGGGUUGAUGGGCGGAGGGGCAGAAAGCAGGGCCCUAGGGGUCCCGUCUGGGAUUUGACGUUCUCCCACACUGAGCUCUCGCCUAUUUUUAAGAUCGACCAUUUACA
Messenger RNA from Ornithorhynchus anatinus (platypus), 2167 nucleotides. It is a transcript of the gene LRFN3, whose product is annotated as leucine rich repeat and fibronectin type III domain containing 3. Gene Ontology annotation, molecular function: protein binding. The coding region runs from base 25 to 1863 and encodes 612 amino acids. The record is from RefSeq and is a predicted model, not a curated record. The transcript is spliced from 2 exons. Lineage: Eukaryota; Metazoa; Chordata; Mammalia; Monotremata; Ornithorhynchidae.